Messenger RNA from Penaeus chinensis, 1167 nucleotides. Its product is annotated as protein prickle-like. The transcript has 6 exons. The record is from RefSeq and is a predicted model, not a curated record. Bases 79 to 1167 code for a protein of 362 amino acids. NCBI's taxonomy places the organism in Eukaryota, Metazoa, Arthropoda, Malacostraca, Decapoda, Penaeidae.
UCGAAAUUUUGGAUUGGAAGAAACAAAUUUAUUUUUGAAACAAAUUCUGUGUCGAGCUGGUGUCAUAACGAAUUGUUGAUGGAAUAUUUCAACAAGAUGGACGGCGGAGGUGGCUUCGUGCGGGCGGGGUUGCUGGGGCUCACACAAGGGGUGUCUCUGCACGACCCCCUGCGCCUCCACCACGCCCUCCACUCGCAGGCGACGGAGAGCGUGAAGGAGGGCGCCACCACGUCCCUCCUGCGGCCGCUCACCGACUACCCCCACCUGCCCCUCCUCCCGUUCACCGCCCCGCCCUUCCUCCACCCGCACCUGGACCCCCGUCUCCCCUUCUCGCCCUCCGCCUUCCACCCGCUCCACUCGCACGCCCACGAGGCCCACGCCCGCGCCCAUGAGGUGGGCGGGCCCAAGCUCCCUCCGCCGCCCACGUCAAGCCUGUCCGGGUCGGCCUUCUCGCCGCUGCCGGCCAAGACCGCCAAGAUGGAGGACGGCUGCUCCACCUCGGCCAUCCCCAGCUCCUCGUCGGGCCUGUUCUCGCCCGCGCUCCUGGCCUCGCUCGACCCCAGGACGGCCUUCCUCACGGGCGGCGGAGGCGGCGGCGGCGGCGGCGGCGGCGGCGGGGGCAUCGGCGUGCUGGAGGAUCGGCGGGAUUCACCGUCGCCGCGGGGCUCGCACGGCUCCAGGGAGUCGCCGGGCCACGCGAGGGACACCGACACGCCCAACUCCAACAGCGACGAGCCCAAAGGUGAGUCUGGGUUCGCCUUGGGCGGCCCUCGGGUGGCGGGGGCAGAGCCGCUCGUGGCUCCGCCCUUACGGAGGCUGCAGGCGCGGCCGCGGCAGGCUUCCGCUAUGAAAUGGCCGCAUGCAUGUGUAGAUGAGAGACCUCAGUAUGUAAAUCCCGGUAUUCCAGGCACCUGCAUCGCCGCUCCCGGUACCCCCGGUCCCGGUAUUCGAGUAUUUGAGAGAUGGACGGCGAACUGCGUGUCUGUAAUGCCCGUAAUCUUCGCAAGGGUACGUGAAAACUUCAGCUCAAACUCGCCUCGGCAGUUGCUGGUCGAGAUCGAGUCCUUUUUAAUAAUGCAGACAUUAACGUCUAAUUAUUCACUGGAAUGCCGCCGCUGGCCCCGCGGUCGCUGGCCGUCCACAGCGCGGUGUGCCGGCGGUCGCUGA